Molecule: messenger RNA, 549 nt
Organism: Puccinia graminis f. sp. tritici CRL 75-36-700-3
Lineage: Eukaryota; Fungi; Basidiomycota; Pucciniomycetes; Pucciniales; Pucciniaceae
Exons: 3
Coding region: 1-549 (182 amino acids)
Source: RefSeq, a predicted model, not a curated record
AUGAAAUCUGCCGGCUACUUGGCAGUUUCAUUUCUUGUCAAUUGUUUGGCCGAUGGAUUCAGCUUUACGAAGAGACUUGAUGUGUCCUUAAGGAUCCCAAAACGUAUGAAGCCUGUGGCCGCCCAGCUAGUCUCUCCAAUGAGGAAUUCUGAACCCGGCUUGUUUCUCAAUGAAGUCCAGGAACGACUGUAUGAUUCCACUGGUGUCCUCCUCAGUGUUGAGGGGGUCCACCAAAAUCUUGUAGAACGACUCUCAAUAACCUUGAAAAAACCUGAUACCAAGAGCUGUUGCAAAUUGCUUUUUGCGAAGUAUGUUUUUGUGGAGAACAUGGAGUUUUAUCCCGCUGAUUUCCUUGUUUUUACCAAUGAGAGUUCCUUCUGCAAUAACGAUCUCCUCCGAUCAUACGCUAGUUCAAAGCGAGGGACUCCCGCCGCAAGAUUUUUUAAGAACAACAAUGCAGCCCAAUUGAGUAUGCUUCCAGCAAUCACAAUUGACGGACUUGUUGCCCUCACAAAAACCUUUGAAACCUACACUGGACCAAGGUUCUAG